AUGGCACGACGGAAGCCGCCGGCGCAGCAUGGAGCCCGGAGCGAGGACGGCCAAGCCCAGUCGACGGCGCCGCCGCUGAAGCGGGGGCCGUGGACGGCGGAGGAGGACGAGGUGCUGGCGCGGUUCGUGGCGCGGGAGGGGGAGGGGCGGUGGCGCACGCUGCCGCGGCGGGCGGGCCUGCUGCGCUGCGGCAAGAGCUGCCGCCUGCGGUGGAUGAACUACCUCCGGCCGGACAUCAAGCGCGGCCCCAUCGCCGAGGACGAGGAGGACCUCAUCCUCCGCCUCCACCGCGUCCUCGGCAACCGGUGGUCGCUGAUCGCCGGGAGGCUGCCGGGGCGCACGGACAACGAGAUCAAGAACUACUGGAACUCGCACCUCAGCAAGAAGCUCGUCGCCCAGGGCCUCGACCCGCGGACGCACAUGCCGCUCGCCGCUGCUCCCGGCAAGACGGCAGCUCCUACCGACAAGAAGACGGCGGCGCCGACGGUCAGACCGCCGCAACCUCUGCCCCCGCCAGCGCUUGUGCUGCCGACCUCGUCUGCCGCUGGAACUGGACGCGACGGCCGUGACAACCCAGGCGACGGAGGCAAUGACGACCUCGCCGCGGCGAUGAGCGUCGACGCCCAUGACUUCGAAGGUUUCGGUGAUCAGCUUCUCGCCGACUACGCUGCUUCCCGCGGAGUCUUCAACGACGUGAUGGGGUGUCCAAUGGUGGACGACGACACCUUCACCUCGUUCCUCGAUUCCUUGAUGAAUGAGCGCCAGUUGGCUGCUGAUCACAAGGUUGGCGCUAUCUAG
Messenger RNA from Triticum turgidum subsp. durum (durum wheat), 798 nucleotides. NCBI's taxonomy places the organism in Eukaryota, Viridiplantae, Streptophyta, Magnoliopsida, Poales, Poaceae. The record is from the annotation of a GenBank genome assembly.